Molecule: messenger RNA, 6128 nt
Organism: Microcebus murinus (gray mouse lemur)
Lineage: Eukaryota; Metazoa; Chordata; Mammalia; Primates; Cheirogaleidae
Source: RefSeq, a predicted model, not a curated record
ACCAUCUCUCAUCUUUUGUGUCAACAGUUUUAUCAAACUUUCACCCCCACUUUAGGUCCCCCAGGUAGGAAAGGUGAAAAUACAGAAAGAACGAAGCUCCUAAAAUUCUGACAAAAAAAAGAGGCAAUCACGGUCUUUACUCGAUUGGAUGAAGCCUACCCACAUUCAAGAGGGCAACCUGCUUUACUCAGUCCACUGAUUCAAAUGUUAAUGUCAUCCAGAAACACCCUCACAAAGAUACCAAGAAUGAUGUUUGCUGAAACUUCUGGGCAACCCAUGGCCUAAUCAAGGUCACACGCAGAAUGCAGCCACGCAGCUGUCUCCAUUAGGAUGACACCGAUGACUCUGCAUGGGAGUGUUUCCAAGCUGCGAGGCAUGCCUGAAAAGCCACCGCUUGCGAUAGAACCAGAAUCAUCCAUAAGGUUUGCCUUCAGGGCUGCUUCCGCUAAAUUAACACCGAACACGUUUGAGGUAAUAAUCUGCUAUUGGACAAUUAAGCUUUUUCUUCACUAACUCUCCAUUUUUGCAGUCGAUAUUUGAGCUCUAAUACCCACUUACUGGGUGCUCUGGCACUGUCAAGCACAAAUGACAUUUUUUUCUGAAGGGCAAAAUCAUAAGGUAUGGAUAACAACAUAUUUUUAUACCCCAACCCCUAUAAAGGCUAAAAUUCUGCUAAAAGCAUCCGUGUCACCCACGUGUCUGCUGUAAGACAUUGCUUUAUAAUUUCCUGUUGUUCUGCAGGGUUUUAUGUUACCCUGGUAGUGAACCGAUGGUGGAACCAGUUUGUGAAUCUGCCCUGGCCGGACAGGCUGAUGUUCCUCAUCUCCAGCAGUGUCCACGGAAGCGACCAGCACGGGCGCCUGCUCAGAAGGACGCUGAUGCGCUACGUGAAUCUCACCUCCCUGCUCAUCUUCCGCUCAGUGAGCACCGCAGUGUACAAGAGGUUUCCCACCAUGGACCACGUGGUUGAAGCAGGUUUCAUGACAGCAGAUGAAAGGAAAUUAUUCAACCAUCUUAAAUCUCCUCAUCUGAAAUACUGGGUUCCAUUCAUCUGGUUUGGAAAUCUUGCAACUAAAGCCCGGAACGAAGGUAGAAUCAGAGACAGUGUUGAUCUGCAAUCACUGAUGACUGAAAUGAAUCGAUACCGCUCUUGGUGCAGCCUCUUAUUCGGUUAUGACUGGGUUGGAAUUCCGCUGGUUUACACCCAGGUUGUCACUCUUGCUGUCUACACCUUCUUCUUCACAUGCCUGAUUGGACGCCAGUUUUUGGAUCCCACCAAAGGCUAUGCGGGGCAUGAUUUGGAUCUUUACAUUCCAAUCUUCACUCUCCUACAAUUCUUCUUCUAUGCAGGAUGGCUCAAGGUAGCUGAGCAACUCAUCAACCCUUUUGGAGAGGAUGAUGAUGAUUUUGAAACUAACUGGUGCAUUGACAGAAAUUUGCAGGUCUCUCUUUUAGCUGUGGAUGAGAUGCACAUGAGCCUACCCAAGAUGAAGAAGGACAUUUACUGGGACGAUUCUGCCGCCCAACCACCAUACACACUGGCAGCUGCUGACUACUGCAUACCCUCAUUUCUGGGAUCAACAGUCCAAAUGGGGCUGUCUGAGUACGAGUUUCCUGACGAGGAGUGGCUGUGGGAUUAUGAGAAGCACGGUCACCGGCAUUCCAUGAUUGGACGCGUCAAGCGGUUCCUGAGUACCCACGAACACCCCGCCACCCCCAGGAGGAGAAGCUACCGGAGGCAGACCAGUGACAGCUCCAUGUUCUUCCCCCGGGGCAACCUCGGCCCUGCCAAGGAUCUGCUGGAUGUGCCCUCAAGAAACCCCCGCAAGGCCUCGCCCUCGCAGCAUUCCAGCAUGGGAGAACUGUCCACAGUCCGGGAGACCAGCCAGACAAGCACUUUACCCAGCCUGACCCCACAGCCCAGUGUGCAGACCUCCCCCACCAAAAUGCCACAGGUCCCCCAGGUAUUGGUCACAGCGGCCAAAGCAUCAGUACCCACAUCAGACAGCGACCACCAUGACUCCACUACCUCCAUCCUGAGCUUUGAGUUUACUGGAGUUCAGCCAAGUGGGACUGGGCAGCAGGAGGGCCCGGUGGGGUCAGUCCUGUCCCCCUCAGAGAAGGGGAAACCUCCUAGCGGCCCUGGUCCCCAGACCACUCCAGCCAACACUGAGAGAAACAUAUUCAAGUAUGAGGAAGACCCUGGUGACACUGACAGGUUUCCAAAAAGGUGGAGCCUCCCAGAGUUCCUGGAGUCCAGCCACACCUCCCUGGGAAACCUAAGUCCAGACCCUGUGAACUCUCAGCCAGCUCUUUUAGUUGACACAGAAACAUCCUCAGAGACCAGUGGAAUCAACUUUAUGGCUGGCUCUCGAGUCUCUCCUGAUGUGCUGUAUUUACUGGAAAACCUGGACGCCAAGGAAACAGAUAUCAUAGACCUGAACAACCAGCAAGCUGAGGAAUCACCCAGGGGAGCGCCACAGAGUUCGAGGACCUGGUUCUAGCCGAGAUUCUUACUUUCCCAAAUGUUCAGCAUUAGUCUCAGGACGUACCUGGGAACCGGUCAGCUUUUUUAAAAAAAAAUGAUCAUACUGCAUAAGCUACUUAGAACUUUGAAGGGCAUUAUGAUCCUGACUUUUUGAGAACUGCAAUAAGCAAACACAUUCAUGUCAUCCAUCACCACGUGGCUUUCAUGGAAGUUACACGGGCCACAGUGACGGCCCUUAACCAAAUAAGGAAUCUUAAAAAUAUAUGUGACUUACACAUUUACCCGUGGAAAGGGCCUUAUAGAUCACAGUCCAAUCCCCUGUAGUUAUAAAGACCUGGGUAUUUUCUCUCUCUUUUCUUUUACCAUGAAGACAGGCAGUGGGUCACAUAAUGCCCCAAAGGCCUGUUCCCAACUAAUGAUUCUUUGUUUGAGACUUUCUAACCAUCUCACUCCCACUUUCUCUAACUAUUAUUGUUAUUAUCAUUUCCUGAUUCUUAACCUUUAUCAGCAUCAGAAAGCUUCGUCUCUCUUCAAUUUCCUUUUCUACUUUUGGGUUUUCAUUUUUCUGUCUUUCCCCUUAUUCUCUCAUUCUUUCUUUCCUUCCUUUCUCUCUAGUUGUGCUUCUUCUCUAGUGACGCUAAUCUGUCCACCUUUCGGGUUAUAUUCUCUCUUGCGAGCUCUGUUGCUUCCUUCUUGCCUGGGUUUUCAAAAUAGGAGGCGUUGGCCAAGCCUCCUACAGAAUGAUCAAAGAUGUCGACAAAUCCAGCCUGACACGCUUCUGGCCUCACUUCAGUAGAAGGGAUGUGGGGGGUGAUGGCACCCCUCCACCCCCUCACAGCCACUGCCGUUUCUUUCUGCUUCCACUCUUUGGUCUUGGACACUGAAGAAAAUGGAAGAUGAGAGGAUAUGAAACUUGCAUGACCAAAUGCCGUGGAACCAAAGAAUAAGAUGGCUCGAAUCUGUUUAAUUCAAAACUCUUAAGCAAAUACCCCAAUUGUGUCACAACAUGGGACCAGUUACUGUGUCUAUCAGGUUGUUUGGAAUGAGGUCAGACCCUGGCGCUGGGCGGAUAAUGGGGUCCAGGACUGGCAUAAUGGGGAGCGGAUGUUGGCUGGCUCCCUGCAAGGAGCCCUCAGGGUGGCUGCUUUUUGUGGGCUCCCAGCUCUGUCUGCAAGGCCAUGCCUUACGGGUGCUGCUCUCACCCUUCAUCAUAGGAUGAAGUUUGGCUACAGAUGGCUUAAGAAAUAAAAUAACCCGAAUAGCUACCAUUUAUCGCACUCACAGUGUUCCAGACAGCAGUGUGUACAGUUCACAGAUGAUCUCACGAAUCCUCAUAGGAAUCCUAUGAGAUUGAUAUAAUAUUUAACGAUGAGGAAGACCAGGUGUGGUGGCUUACACCUACACCUAUACUCCCAGCACCACUGCUUGAGGCCAGGAGUGAGACCCUAUCUCUUUAAAAAAAAAAUGAGGAAAAUAGAGGCAUUGGAGAAGUAAUUUACCUAAAAUCACAUAGCCAAGAAGUGGCCAAGAUCAGAUUGAAACCCAGGCUUCCCCAACUCGAGAGCCCAUUCUCUUCACACUGCCCUGUGCUGUCUGUAAGCCCUGAAUCCACUGGCGGUUUGCCCAGAAUUCUGGAGGAUGCCUCGAAGGAGCCACGCCUGAAUUGCAGGUUCAGGCUAAAUCUCUCCAGACUUGGAGGCCCUCUGGGUCCUCCCCGCUCGAGUCUACCUGCAUCUUUCAUGCAUUCAUAAAGGAAGGUGAUGCUCCAACUUUGAGCCCCAGCCAGGGUCCUCUUCAUUUUUCAUGACGGAAGAAACCUGGCAGACCCCCUUUUCCCCUCCCCAACUCCUACUGUUAUGUUAUAUUAAUAAUUAGCACAUUUUCACAAGAACUCGAAUCUCCCCAGGCCUCUUGAGCUGCAUGAUAGCAAUGACAUUUACUUUAACUGGCUUUUCUCAAAGGACUAAAAGGAAAUAAAAUCAGAGGAGAUGCCACGCAGUGAUGGUUCUCUGUGCUGCUUGGCAGUGUUAGCACCUGGGAAAGCAGCGAUAUUCCCCAAGCACUGGGUACAGACUACGCCAUCAAGCCCCAGUAUCACACUUUCAAAAGGCAAGAACCCUAUCCUACUCUCAGUCACCAGCCUCAUAAUGCUCUUUUCUUGGGAUCUCAACUUUAGUCCUUCUAUUCUUUUCUCUCUGAUUCUGUGUUGCUCAAAUUCAAAUAAGUUGCUACUUAGCUACUUUUGAAUACAGUCAGUUUUCAUUCCUAUAUCCAAGGCGAUAAAUUACACACAAAUUGAAUAAUACAUUUUAUGGAGGGCUAGAGAGUGUUCAUUUAUCUCUGCUUCCAUCCAUCCUUUAUGUAUCUUUACCCAGAGAAUUAUUCAAUUUUCUCAACAUUUCUUCAAAUUUUGAGAUGGCCUCUCAUUUUCUCCUUGCAUUGAAAACUAAAUUAUGAUACACUCAGUGAACCCAUGUAGAUGAAUUCAGCUAUAAAUUCAAGCCAGCAAUUGCCCAGAGGAGAUGAAGAAAUUCUCUAUUCAUUCUAAAAUGAGUUUUUACUCGACACAAACUAAGUUUGCAAAACCAAAAUGAUUUCUUCUCGUGCCUGGUUUCAUUGCCUGCCUGGCCCGUUUUCUCCCGAGCUCUGGAAUCUUCAACCACCCCGAUAAAGGGUCACGUGGCCUGGUGGCUUAGCCUUUUGGGCUUGCCCACUCCAAGAACAGGCUCUGCUUUCCUCUGCAUGAAAUGUCAUCCACAAGCCAGAGAGUGCGGUGAGGCCAAGUCUGAUUUGCUGCAUUCUCUCCCUGGUCUGUAGAUAACUCUGCCCCAACACUGGGGUCUGCCCUUCAGUGAGGUAAAGGCUCACUAAUUUUUCUCUGUCAUCCAAGAAUUUAGGGAUGACUGGCCCCUGGCAAAACAAAGGAGCUUGUUCCAUCUCCUUCUCUCAUCGUCCCAUCUACUUCUGGGCACAUCACUUCCACCAUGCCAGGCAUCCACUUUCAGCCUGGUUCAGCCAAGCUAUGGAAAACAUAUUUUAAAAGGAAUGGAGAAAUGCAAACUUCACCAUUCGUGUAAAGAAAAGACUCAUUUAAACAUACACCCCUUCUUUUUCUUAGUGUUUUCUUCUAUAGCUCCUCUUUCUCCAGAGAAAUUGAUUCAAUUGUGUAUCAUUUUUCUGAGACCUUAUUGUCAUAAAAUCUACACUCUGAGCAUCUGCUGAGCUCAGGUGGUCCCAUGAGGUGUGAUGGAAGAAGUACUGAAAAACCAUCUUGUGAACUCCUUCCGAACAGCUUUAUAAACUUGGCCAAGUUCCCUGCCUUCUGAAUUUCAUAUUUUCAUCUGCAAAAUGAGCUCUUCUUUGGAUCCUUUCACUGAGCCAUUGUGAUGUGUCAUCAGAGAAGGCCGGGAACCCGGGCAGCACCGUUGGAUGACAGGCAUGAUCGGGGAUUGGGGCUCCAUGGGUUCACCAUGAACUUCCAAAAAAAGGCCUUCUCUGUGUCCCCUUUGGUUAUUUUUUUGUCAGACUCCCCUUAUUUUCCAGGAUUCUAAUCUCUUUCGUUCAAGAAGCUUUCCUUCCUUCCUUCCUUCUUUCCUUCCUUCCUUCCUUCCUUCCUUCCUUCCUUCCUUCCUUCCUUCCU